Molecule: messenger RNA, 4518 nt
Organism: Sphaerodactylus townsendi
Lineage: Eukaryota; Metazoa; Chordata; Lepidosauria; Squamata; Sphaerodactylidae
Gene: PPP1R17
Product: protein phosphatase 1 regulatory subunit 17
Exons: 5
Coding region: 171-653 (160 amino acids)
Biological process (GO): regulation of phosphatase activity
Molecular function (GO): protein phosphatase inhibitor activity
Source: RefSeq, a predicted model, not a curated record
GGAAACAAAGCAUUGUCAUAGCAACCACUACUGGUGUUUCCUAGAUAAGGCGUGCGGGAACACUCAGUGCCAGCAGAGGAGAAAGUUUCUACUCCAGUGAAUGCUGACUCCCUAUCGCACCUCACCCAGCUCCACUGGUAGCUUCUAAAGCCACCCUUCCACCCGCAGUGAUGUCAACAGAAUAUGUGCAGACAUUAUGCGAGAUCUCCGAAGACAGAACGGAGGGGCAAGACAGUCGCUGCAGCCACUUAAGCCAGCCUUAUGCAGAUGAUCUUUCAGAACAGUUAUUGAAAAGCUGUGAACUCAAAAAGAUACCAAGAAAGGGUACAGUUUUUCAAGUCUCUCAGAAAAGUGACCUGGAGCAAAAAAAACCAAAAAGAAAAGACACACCAGCAAUCCAUACUCCACCACCCAUACCAGGCAUCCUUUCGGAUCACUUAAUUAGAAGGUGUGACAUCUCUGAGAAACUACCCCAAAGUCACCACAACCCAGCCUUUCAAAAAUUAGAUCAAGAACAGAAGAAACCCAGAAGAAAAAAUACACCCGCAAUAAAUACACCACCUCGACUUGCCGGUGUCAGACUACUUAAAGAUGGUGAUCAGGCAGUGAUUGUUGAAGAUGAAGAAAAGAAUGCAGAAACUUCACCUUUUUAGUUUCAUGCCAUACUGCCAAUCGUUUUUGUAAAUAAUUCUGUGUAAUUAAAGAUUAGCGUUUAAGACAGAAAUAAAAGCAGAAACAGGGAGAGUUACCAGAUUGCCUCCUUCCCUCUCUUUACCAGAAGUUGGAAAGAGGCCCAAGAGUUAGCAUUAUUUUUUAAUCAUUUUCUUUUAAAUGAAAGCAAUGGCCCAAACUGUCUACAUACUUACCUGGAUUGCUGUCGAGGCAUUUUUAGUGUACCUUCAAUAGGUUGGAUCCUGCAAAUCUAUUCUGCUGGUGGAAGUGCUUUCUUUUGACACAAGGUCCCAAAGCAAUGUUGGAAGAAACUACCUCUGCUAGUGGAAUCUACCUGGUGUUUAACAUGGUUGAUGGUGGCUGAAACUAAUGAGAGGAAACUUCUUGUGGAAUGAGUGAUAUUCUUGUUUCAAACAGUCCCACUGACCACUAUCACAGCGGCUCAUGAAUAUUAGCAGUCUAUAAUCCAGUCUCUCCGUCAGAUUUUGAUUUUGUUUUUGUUUUAAAUGAAGCACAGUUUUUGCCACCUGUUAAGAAUGAUUAUGAGGUAAGGUAAAGUGACCUUGUUAGUUCUAAAAGUUCCCAAACUUUUUUGGGCUGCCCCCCUUAAUUCCCUAAACUCAUCCCCAGUGCCCCCUACCCUAAAACAUUUUUCAAAAUAGAGGUUUGCCUGACACACUAAGAAGAAUAAUAACAAUCAAAAACAGUAACAGUAGCACUUGUAUUAAAAUUCCAAUUUAUAAAAUUAGUUUAAUUUAUUCAACAAAAUUGAUGAACUUGACCCAGUGAUGCCAGCUUUUCAAAGUCAGGGGGAAAAAAUUCUGAUGGUUUCUGCCAGAUUUGCCAGCACAGUUCCAUAGCUUGAUCUAUUGUAAAUAAAAUUUGAAAUAAAUGAACAACACAAUUGAGGGCCCCAACCCCUCUGCCUCUUGAUGGCCCCUAGGUAAUCCCGCCCCCCCCCCCCCGGGUCAGGGCCAGUACCACCCACUUUGGAAACCAUUGUUCUAUACCAUGCCUGCCAAUUAAUAUUCCUCUGUGAACCUUCUAUUGAUUCUCUUCUGCCUGUCAAAGUGGAAUUUAUUCAUUAAAGAUUCCUCCAUGGUGUCUAAAUAACUGAUCUCCUACAAAACAAACUUUGGAUGACAUAGGAUUCAAUAGUAGUUAGGCUAUGACUUGGUAGGGUUGAUUAUUAGUUAUUGGAUCUGACCUGAAUGCUGGCCAAAUAUCAGAACACACACACACACACACACACAAAUAGAGAAUGGCUUCAUUCAUAGCCUAGUAUGUUCGUGGCUACCAUAAACCCAGUUUAUUCAGACCCUACUCCUACCUAGCUUUCCAUUAUCACCUUGCUCCACAGUUUCCCCAAGUUUCUGCCAGCAGCAUGCAGCCCUUUCCAUCAUCAAGUUGUGCAGCAAAAUUUAUCCCAUUGAAAUUUUGCUUUACUGUUAGACAUGGUGUUUUUAUGAAUAUUCCAUUGCUGCCAUCUCAUCCCCGUGUAUGUCUUAAAGGGGGGUUAUUUCAGUCAACAGCUAGAGUUUUGCCUAUUGCCUGUAUGAUAUGCAUUUUUGUUUUUGCGAAUUACUUCUAGAAUAUUCUUGUAUUGAAUGAUGAUCACAGGGUCCAAAAACACAUAAAAGCACGAUUCAGGUUCAGCUAUCACUUUCAAAUAUCACCUACCAAUCUGAAAUACAUUGGGAUCAAAUAUUAUGUUUUCUCCUGACGUUUUGCCUGCGUCUGUGGCUGGCAUCUUCAGAGGAUCCUGAAUGCAGAUGCAGGCGAAAUGUCAGGAGAAAAUGCUACUAGAACACGGCCAUACAGCCUGGAAACCACACAACACCCCAGUGAUUCCAGCCGUGAAAGCCUUCGACAAUAUCAUGUUUUCUGUCACUUAAAUUGAGGGGUUGAAACUUAUCUCAUUAGAGAAGACAGCCCUAUUGACUAUUUGAAACGAGGUUAACACUAUUUCAACACUAAUGUUAUAACAAAGUGAAUCAAAUCCAUAGUUGUUACUCCAAGUAUUUCAUUUAUAAUCUAGCAUGUGUUCAUUAUCUUCAUUUGUGCAAGCAAUUUGGUUGUAUUUUCUUUAUUAUCAGAUGUGGAUUUAAUGUGGCACGCAGAAUUAGAAUUUGAUGAGUAUAAUCCAUCUUGGAAACUCUUAAAUUACAAACUGUAGUGCCAUCUGUAAAGAACUUGUCUAGAAGCAAAGAAUCUGUAGAUGCCAGCCACAGAUGCAGGCGAACGGUCAAGAGAAAAUGCUACUACAAUAUGGCCAUACAUGCCCAUCUAGCACAACAUCCUGUUUCUAACCAUGCUAGAUAUCAUUCCAUAUACUGCAUAUUAUCUUGGCUGUAUCAAUCCUGUUCUCCGAUUCACAUAGGUCAAAGGCAGUCCUGGGGACUGGGGUGAUUCUUACAGCAAUGGCUUCUGUCUACUCCUAGCCUACAAAACGGGAUAGCAAUAUGAACAUAAACAGCCUAUUUAGUUUUAAAUGUGAUAGUGUUUAGGUAUGAAAACAGAAACUCAGCCAAGAAAUCAACUGUCCUCCCACUUCAAAAAGGCAGACAUGAAACCAAAAUUAAAUAGCAUCAGUUUGUGUUCUGUUCCCCAAGCAAAACUGUUUCUGGUGCCGCCUCUCCUUCAGUCCCUUCCACUCACCUCCAGCCUUCCAGAGUGAUGCUGGCAGAAGAGGGGAGGGGAGGGGUGUUCCCGCUGGUGCAGUUCACACUGCACCGGUUUAAAAAACGCUUUUAAAAGCGGCGCCUUCGCGCUGCUUGGGGAGAACCAGGAUGUGGGGCAUGACAGUUUGGGUUCAGCCCUGUUUUUCCCUCAGAUAUGUAUAUAUUUUAAUUUGAUUUAUCACUGGAAGGUAUUGUUAGCUCUGAAAUAGAGAGAACAUAAUGAACUGUAACUGAUUUCCACAUUCUGAAAUGUCCACGGCUCAUUCCGCACAUGCAGAAUAAUGCACUUUCAAACUGCUUUCAGUGCUCUUUGAAGCUGUGCGGAAUAGCAAAAUCCACUUGCAAACAGUUGUGAAAGUGAUUUGAAAAUGCAUUAUUUUGCGGGUGCGGAAGGGACCCACAUCUAAUUCUGUAACUGGAUUAAAAAAAUCAAGGUGGGAAUAAUUGCAAACAAGUUAACAUUUGCAGAUCUGUAUUUUUAAAAAAUACUGGAGUAGAAACAGGAAAAUAGAUUCUGGGAUUCUAAUUGUAUGGGGCAACUGAAAGUGAAAGGACUAAGAUGAAUGGAAUGGAUGGGGGUUAUAUAGGGAGAGCCACCCUGACAGUGUUUGAAAUUAUGCCAAAAAUCUCUUCUGAUUUUUUAAAAGAAGUUCAUAAUAGAAAUGGUGUGUUUAACCUUGCAAUGAUAAGGAUUACUAGCAUGACUCCAAAACUUUACAAUUACAUUUUCAGAAUUUGAAAAAGCUAUCAGAUUUCAUAGCAGGAAAUAUGAUCUUGGUUGAAGGAGUGUCUAGAAUUCCAGUUUAUGAACAGUACUAACUGUACAGUACAGUUUCAAAUGUAUUUCAAAUGAUGGUCUCUAAAUCAUUUGUGAUGUUCAUUUAAAGGAGUUUCUGUUAAUCAGAUGUAUCUUGUCAAUUAAUAUUUUCAAGACAACUUCUCCAUUUUUCCUUCCCUGACAGUUUAGCGGAGAGUUCGCUUGUGUCUCAUACUUGCUUUGUUUUCUGUGCUAAAAGGAGGCAAUUUCAAGGACACCAACAAAUCCUGAUAGAGAAUUAUACAGUGAUAGUCUUUGCAUUAUGCCUGGAAUCCGAAUGACUAGCAUAGUUAAUUUUUUUGUUCCACAAAAAUUUGCAUGUAUUAUAUAAUAAAUGCUUUGAAUUUA